AUGUUAUUUGGGUUACUCAUAAUUGCGACACUCCGCGGCCAAGACGGCCCCACAAGCGCGCUGCGCGGCACCACCGUGACGGCCCCGCGGUCUAGCACGUCGAUCCCGCUAUCAACAAUCCGCAAGGCCUAUGCCAUGAGUCAAUGCGGAUCCGUCCCUCGGAGGGCUUGCGCUUUCAUUGGGGAUUCGCGGCGCGUGCUGGUGCCGCCCGUCUGGCCGCGGCCGCCCACGGCGCGUGACGCACCGCUUCCCGCGAAAUCGCGAACUGGAUCGCCAAAGGGCCGCCGCUCACUCACCGCCCAGACGCAUAGGCUCGCGAACGCACGCCUCGCAUUUUUGCGUGACGCGCCACCC
This is a messenger RNA of Iphiclides podalirius (scarce swallowtail), 354 nucleotides long. NCBI's taxonomy places the organism in Eukaryota, Metazoa, Arthropoda, Insecta, Lepidoptera, Papilionidae. The record is from the annotation of a GenBank genome assembly.